Molecule: messenger RNA, 228 nt
Organism: Echinostoma caproni
Lineage: Eukaryota; Metazoa; Platyhelminthes; Trematoda; Plagiorchiida; Echinostomatidae
Source: the annotation of a GenBank genome assembly
AUGGAAUAUGCUAAGUUGGGCGCAAUUCUAUUACAAGAGACCUGGGUGCAUAACGAAAUUGAUGAAGAGAUUACUAAAAUCGAUGGCCUCAUCGGAUACCGAGUCGAUCGUCCGACAACAUAUCGGAAGCGUGGAGGUGGCCUGGUGACUUAUAUCAACAACAAUUGGUGCAAGAAUGUAAAGCAAACAUUUGCUCAUUCCACUGGUCACAUGUGCUUCCGUACAUGA